AUGCUCUUCAGCAGACUCCCUGCUACCUCUGUCCUGGCGGGAAAUCUUGCUUCGCUCCGGGCCGCAACACUAAGAGAAACAGCAACGAUGAGCGCCAGCGAUUCUAAUCCGUAUGGCAUGAAAUGGCAUCGGUCCAUGCUCCGUUGCAAGGACCCAAUCGCAAGCGUCAAGUACUAUGAGGAGCGCUACGGAAUGAAACUGGUGGACGUCUACCACACACCCUCGCUCGGAAAAAGCAACUACUAUCUGGCCUCCCUCCGAGAUGGGGAGGCGUGGCCCGAGGCGGGCUCGGCAGAGGCCCAUGAGCGGUUGUUCGAUAUGCAACACUCUUGUGUUGAGCUCGAGCACGAGCAUGGCGCGGAGAGCGAUCCCGAUCUCGUGUACUCUAGCGGCAACGACGAGCCACAUCGAGGCUUUGGGCAUUUGGCUUUCCUCACCGCCGACGUCUACAAGGCGAGCGAAGAGCUUGAGAUGGCCGGGGUUUCCUUCAAGAAAAAGCCAGAUGAAGGUCGAAUGAAGGGGCUAGCUUUUGCGUAUGACCCAUCAGGCUACUGGGUAGAGCUAGUGAAGAGGAACGCGGAAGGUGGGCACCAGGAAAAAUUCAACCUGGGGCAGACAAUGCUCCGUGUGAAGGAUGCCGAGAAAUCGUUGGAGUUCUACACUGGAAAAGGCGGAAUGGGAAUGACCAAGGUCUGUGAGCUUCACUUCGACAGCUUCAGCUUGUACUUCCUCCAAUCGUUAUCCUCUGAGGAGAUUUCCUCGUUACCCGCACCCGACUCGCCGGACGCUUACUGCCGUAUGGGUCGAUCGUGGAAACCUGUGCUCGAGCUUACCCACAAUCACGGUACCGAGGGAGAUCCGACGUUUUCCUACCACAACGGAAACACCAACCCGAAGGGCUUUGGUUUUCUUGGUUUCAUUGUUGAUGAUCUUGAUGGAGCGUCGGAGUGCCUCAAACAGACAGGGGCUCAGGAGAUUGGAGAGCCUGCAAUUUUCGAGGGGAAAAUGCGUCGCUUCACGGACCCUGACGGGUAUCAUGUGCAGCUGGCGCUCCGAAAGACUAUUCUUGAAUGAAGUGCUUAGAGAUGGAGGGGGUUAUGCACUCAGGGUGAUGCUUUGCUUUUUUCAGCUGUACGCACGUUGAAUCCAUUGUUGGGGGUGUGUGUGGGCGUGCGUGCCAACUGACAUCU
Molecule: messenger RNA, 1190 nt
Organism: Ectocarpus siliculosus
Lineage: Eukaryota; Phaeophyceae; Ectocarpales; Ectocarpaceae
Source: the annotation of a GenBank genome assembly